Trypanosoma theileri is the source of this 456-nucleotide messenger RNA. RefSeq lists its product as uncharacterized. Bases 1 to 456 code for a protein of 151 amino acids. The transcript has a single exon. The record is from RefSeq and is a predicted model, not a curated record. Lineage: Eukaryota; Euglenozoa; Kinetoplastea; Trypanosomatida; Trypanosomatidae.
AUGUUCCGCCCCAGUGCGCUUCUUUUCCCCAAAGUGGGAUGUGAGGAGAUCACUCGCAAGGCGAGGCGAGUGCAGCUGAAGCCCAUGGAGUACAUUGCCCAGCACCGCAUGCAAGUCUGGCAGAUGCGCUUCAAAGAAAUGGGCCCGCCCUUCUCGCGCGUGUGGGUCGCCCUCGGCGGGAAAAUGCGCCGCCGCCGCGUUGGCCGGCAGGUGGACGUGAAGGACAUGCGGUACUACUGGCGGCCCAUCGAGCCGCAGUACCAGCGACUGUACAUGUCGAGGCUGCGGCUGCGGGACCACUCCAAUCAGCGCAGGGAGCCCAUGCGUCUGCGGGCCACCAACAGCGAGAUUGGCACCGUCAAUAGUGCUAUUGAGUGGGAAAGGGCCGCUAAUAGAAAGUACGGCGCACGCCUAGCACCACCAAAACGACCCGAUUUUGAAUUUCGUGUCUUUUAA